CGGCCGGAGGUGGCCUCCCGGCUCCUGCUGCUGCUGCUGUCGCCGUAGCAGCCCCCCGUGCGCGUAGCGGGCGCGUGCGUUGGGCGCGACGCCACACCAUGGCGCUCGCCAUGACGCCCUGGAGAGACUCCGUCGACCCGGCCGACCUGGUGAUCGGCCUGCCGCCGCCGCUGCCCCCCGGUACACCGCACUCCUCGUCGUCUUCGGACAAGAACGGACAGCACGCGAACAUCGAGUGCGUCGUGUGUGGCGACAAGAGUUCUGGCAAGCACUACGGCCAGUUCACCUGUGAGGGAUGCAAGUCGUUCUUCAAACGCAGCGUGCGCCGCAACCUGACGUACACGUGUCGCGGAAACCGAAACUGCCCCAUCGACCAACACCACCGGAACCAGUGCCAAUACUGCCGCCUCAAAAAGUGUCUCAAAAUGGGCAUGCGUCGAGAGGCCGUGCAGCGGGGCCGGGUGCCACCGUCGCAGCAUGGUGGCCUGCCGGGUCAGAUGUCGCUGAGCAACGGCGAUGCGGCGGCCGCAGCGGCGCUCAACGGCCACUCGUACCUGUCCAGCUUCAUCUCGCUGCUACUGCGCGCCGAGCCGUACCCCCCGAGCAGGUACGCGCAGUGCAUGCAGCCGAACAACAUCAUGGGCAUCGACAACAUCUGCGAGCUGGCUGCCAGGUUGCUCUUCAGCGCUGUCGAGUGGGCCCGCAACAUACCCUUCUUCCCGGACCUGCAGGUGACGGACCAGGUGGCGCUCUUACGGUUGGUCUGGAGCGAGCUGUUCGUGCUGAACGCGUCGCAGUGCUCUAUGCCGCUGCACGUGGCGCCCCUACUGGCGGCAGCGGGUCUUCACGCGUCGCCCAUGGCGGCGGACCGCGUGGUGGCCUUCAUGGACCACAUCCGCAUCUUCCAGGAGCAGGUCGAGAAGCUCAAGGCACUGCACGUGGACGCCGCCGAAUACAGCUGCCUCAAGGCCAUCGUGCUCUUCACCACCGACGCCUGCGGCCUCUCAGACGUGGCGCACAUCGAAAGCCUGCAGGAGAAGUCCCAGUGCGCGCUCGAAGAGUACUGCCGAACGCAGUACCCGAACCAGCCGACGCGGUUCGGGAAGCUCCUGCUGCGGCUACCCAGCUUACGGACAGUCAGCUCGCAGGUUAUCGAGCAGCUCUUCUUCGUGCGCCUGGUAGGCAAGACGCCCAUCGAGACGCUGAUACGCGACAUGCUGCUGUCCGGCAGCUCGUUCAACUGGCCCUACAUGCCGCUCCAGUGACCUCCGUCGGGGGUCCACGCGACGUUGGACCCCUGGGCAUCCUCACUGCUGCCCACUGCUGCUCCCCUCUGGCAACCGCUGGCCACCGGCCCCGUCGCGGCCACCAGUCCUCUGGCUGCCGAGACGGCGGCUGACGUGCUCGGCGUGCCUCAGGACCCGUUCCGCAGGAAUGGCAAGCAGCUGUGACCUGCUCCUUGCAAGCGCAUCGCGAGACGUCGCGCGGCCAAUCCCAUUCCACCCGGUGUGUUGUUGAGACGGCGGCACCAAGAAGGUCUCCGCAGUGAGUUGUCGGUUCAAGCAGCGCGCGGAUACGACGUCCUGCAGCGGCUAACCUGUGGCUGGCAGCGUCUUGAGGUUCUUCGUCAUCCUGGUCCUCGAAGUUAUGCCUAUGGUCCAGGACCUGUGCUGGAUCGAGGCGCCCAUCCCGUCAUCGUGGUCGGCGUGCUGUGUAGAGCGCGUAGCAAAAAGCGGUCAGUGUACGGAGUCAGUCGGCGACCGCUAACCCUAAACUUACAACAGCAACACCGUCUUGUUGCCGGUGACCUCUUGACGUUCCUCGACACCACUGUUCCCUCAGUUCCACCUGCUAUGUUGGACUACUAGUAGAUAACGUUUAGUGGCCUACGGACACGUCACUGAUGAAGUCGCCUUGCCGCCGCUCUUUUCUCGAGUUUGCGAGAACUACUGUUGGCUGUCUGCUGUCCAGGGACGUGAAAGGGAAGUUGGUAGCUUGAAAAGGAAUCAUCUGGUCUCGAGACAUGCGGAUCGUGCGCAUGGAAGCAAUGAUUGUGCUUGAACACGAGGUUAUGCGAAAAACAGCGCAUGAGCAACGUUGUAUUGUACAGGGUAGGGCGCCAGGAGGCUGCUAAUUUUCCAACUGUUCUGCGUUGAUUUUUCUAUUGAAUGUCACAGUUCAAGAAAAAAAUUGCCAGCAUUGGUGACAUCUGAUUCGCGUUUUCCAUGACCCUCAGGCAUUAGGGCGUGCUGUCAUCGAAUUAGAAAACUACAAGACCUUUGAAAGAAGCCCCUGGUAUGUUCAAAGCGCUGCCUGUCGGGGAAGUCCUGUGCAGAGUCGCAUCUCAAGAACGUACCGCAGCUUGGCCGAGAUCAGCCCGUGGUUCUUGUACUUAGACUCUCGCCACUCAGCGCUGUUUAUAACUGCAAAGAAGCUCGCUUCUGCCCUUUAUCAUGCUUGCAGUAAAUUGACAGCCAGACUAAAUGCCACUUUUCCCGUCUGCUGCCACAUCACCGGUGAUAUCAGUGAGCUAACCAUAGUUAACGUCAACGUCCGGUGACAGAGUAUAGCCGACAGAAGCCUGCGUCACAGCGGACUGUGCGACGGUGCAGCGUCAGACGCAACUCGAGUUUGUGAACGGGAGUGUGAUGAACACCGACAAACUGAGGUACAGCUCAACAGUUUGGACCGCAGUUCUCGCGAGUCGCAGAGAACAAUCACAGUGUGCAGUGUGUGUUCGGACAAUGCAUCUUUUGUUCUUGUAAAUACGUUAGUGACUGACGAGCGGACCAGAAAAAAAAACGCAGUGAGCAGGACAUGUUGCCUUUCAGGGCAAACGCUAUAACGAGAUAUCCUUUUCAGUGUACAGAUAAUGCAUACAUAUUCGCCCUCUCUAUUCCCCAGAGUAAUCUGUCGAAAGUGUCGCUGCUGUUUCUCCCAUUGUCCGCUGAAUCACUUCCAGCUCACCACUUCGAUACCAUACCAUACCAUACCAUACCACAAAUUGCUGGAUAGGCCGUCUCGAACCUUUCGAGUGAUAAAACAGGGAGUCGUAUUCAAAUGCUCGGCUUGCCUCGCGUGUCAGAAGAUUCACACCAUGGGUGCCAAAUUUACGCAUCGAACCCUCGUGCGGAGGCCAAAUGCUCAUCCAUUCUCAUUCAUUCACAUCCACAGGAGCGGACCUUGUACGCUUAAGAUAUGAGAUUCAGUAGUUGCUGCUUAUUAUUUGCCUUCGUCUUACUGCUGCUCUGUAGAGAACAUCUACGAAAAGAAAAGCUGCAAUGAAGGCGCUGUGACCAUAACAUCAUCCUAAAACGAUAAGAGAAAUUUAUUAGCUCAUUCCUUCGUACUUCGGGGUUAAGUGAAAAUUUUUGAGUGGUACAGCCCGUGGCGUACAGGUACCCCGGUUUUUAGAGUGUCUUCAGAAUCAUGUGGUUUUCAUCUUGUAGUGUAGGCACGCCGUUGUUAUAAUUUGUUCGUCUCACCCCGUCAUCUCCUAGCUUUCGCAACAUAUAAACAUUAGUGCUGCUGCCAAAUGAACGCAAGUGUCGCCGAGCAUCGAACACGGAAUGGCAUCUAAAAGCAGUCCACAGUUUUCUUUUUUUUCUGAAUUGACGACAGUUUUAGAAAUAUACGUGCUUGGAGUUAAGCGAUCGUGACGUCUGGCCUUUUGAUCUACAGUGGUGUUUCUCGAAGUUUCAGGCGCAGGUUACGUAGCGCCACCACAAAGCCGUCUUCUGUUUUCACUUUCUUAUCUUCAUCUAUGGAUAUUGGCAACACACGCGACAUUCUUAUCGUCAAAAUUAUUGCCGAAUAUCUCCUGAAAAAGCACCUUUCUUGAGGACAACUUGCAGGGUAACAAAUUGAGGUGCUGGUUGCCCCGAUGGGAUUUCUCGAGUGAUCCAAAUUUGAAUUUCCGAAGGAACGCUGAAGUUGAAUAACGUCAGUCCUUGUUUGGCGAAAGUAUAUCUGACCAUCAUAUUUCGCCAACUCUCUGCAUGCUCCCUUCGGAAUGCUCAUAAAAGUGAGAAAGCCCGAGCUGCCCGAUCAGUUCUGUAGACAGCUCGUUUUUUGGAAGUAUGAAGCCACAGCGCAGAGACAUCCACUUGUUGCGAGCCACCCUGCCAGGUUCCCUCGUUUUUCUAGGCCAUAGCUUUCGCUUCAUGUAUUGUGCGUCAUCAAAAAACGCGUCCCCACACACAUCUCAGUGACUGCAAGUAACGACUGCUAGUGUCUCAAAACAGUUCAGCUAGUCGUUGAUCUCGGCGACCUUCGACACCGUUGGUUACACUGUAUAGUUCUUGCGCUCAUUUUAUCCCAUCUUUCACACGGACAGAGAGCCAAAUUAAGCCGUUAUAUGAUGAAGAAAAACACUCCACAGCCGAGCUGCAUUCGUAUAUGUGUGUACUCAAUUAUGUGUGCCUGUGUGUAUGUGUGAACGUUGUACACAUUGUGGUAUUUUAUCAGUGUCGAUACAGCGUCUUUGUCCUGUUCUAUCUGCCCGCUUCUGCUUUGUGAACCUCUGACAUUUUUAGAGUAAGAGAAAAAGAGAGAGAGAGAGAGAAAAGAUAUCGCCUUCCCUUGCGGUGCGUUUAUUCAUGCUUAGGUGCUUACCUAGCGUAUAAAAUUAUUUAAACUAUGGUCUGCGCGAAAGAAAACGUUGAAAAGAAGCGUUUCGCGAUUGAACUGUCGGCAUGAACCUAUGAGGUACUUAAAGCGAGUUGCAGCUACCUCAGGCUUUCGAUUACCUAAAUUGACUUAACGCUAACCUGGAAUCUAGAAGAAAAACACUUUUACUCACAAUGAUAGUAGAGACUCUGCAUUGCCUUUUUUACCAGCCGAGAGUCGGUUAGCGAACAAAUAUAAGUGAUCCGAGAACAAAGCUCAUACUACUUGCCUGUGCUAUAGCCACCACAGUCAGAUUAUACUUCUCUCUGGCCAGAGUAAAACGCAGUCCAUUGACGCAGUGCUUGGGGAGAGCGAUCAGGGGUUCACGCCACCCAAAGCCGAAGCCCUCUCUCAUUGCGCACCUUUACUUUUCAAUCUUUACGCACCGCCGGGAAAUCUUGGCGCUGUUAAUACGUUGUUGGAAUGGUUUGUACACGAGCUGUGAAUUACAUUUCUUCUCUGUGUCAAUAAGCGGCCAUAUUGUGACGGCAGACGCGGAUCUGCGAACAGCGAACCAGAGUGUGUUUUAAAGAAGGACAUUGAAUGAUUGCAGUGGUCCGGUUUUUAGUCUGCUCUGGACAGAGGGGAAACGUUUUUCGUUCUGUUGCAGCAAUAAUUGCUAGCUGUUCUACCAUACCAGUGAGAAUAAAUAAAAGCAUAUAUUAACGGAUGUCUAGUGCUGUAAUCUCUGAUUUAUAUCUUCCCGCCUUGCCUCAAACUUAAAUUUAUGCGCAACCAGCGAAUCUUUCGUUUUAAUGACGUUGUAGAAAGCAUGGUUAACAACUCGUCUGUAAGUGUCCGGGCUGAAGUAGCUGCCAUUUGCACACCGGCCCUUAAAUGUUCAAAUUUACUGAUAUGGCAUCGGUUAUAAGAAUAAAAAAAAUCUUUAACGUCGCUUUUAUUAGACAAUAUGCAAAAAUCUGGUAACGAAUUAAAAUGAACCUUGCCUUAACACGUCUUUUCAUCAGGACGCUGGUAUGACAAUUUCGUUGUGCACCACCUAGUGGGCGUACUGCUGCACGCCCGAAAACAUUACUUGCCCAGGAAUAACCUAUUCACUCGUAAAUAUGGACAAAUGAAAAGUAGCUCAAAUAACCUUAAUCUUUAUGAAGAAAAGCUGUGACGCGUGCCAUACUGAAACUUGUAGCCUAUUUACUCGUGAAAACCAGCAAGGCUGUCUUGCCGUAAAGUACACCACAAAAGUCGCAAGACCUCUAAUGGCGUAUUCAGGUAGCCACCAAGCGUCAGCGUCAACUCGGCUAUAAUGCGAUGCUAAGACGGCUAUGGUGUGUAUAGCGAUAUGUAACUAUAACG
This is a messenger RNA of Rhipicephalus microplus (southern cattle tick), 5982 nucleotides long. RefSeq names its product COUP transcription factor 2. Lineage: Eukaryota; Metazoa; Arthropoda; Arachnida; Ixodida; Ixodidae. Gene Ontology annotation, biological process: regulation of DNA-templated transcription. The record is from RefSeq and is a predicted model, not a curated record. Gene Ontology annotation, molecular function: sequence-specific DNA binding; zinc ion binding; DNA-binding transcription factor activity.